Candida dubliniensis CD36 is the source of this 1893-nucleotide messenger RNA. RefSeq names its product Emp70p (gene EMP70). Gene Ontology annotation, biological process: vacuolar transport; protein localization to membrane. The coding region runs from base 1 to 1893 and encodes 630 amino acids. Lineage: Eukaryota; Fungi; Ascomycota; Pichiomycetes; Serinales; Debaryomycetaceae. Gene Ontology annotation, cellular component: fungal-type vacuole membrane; endosome. The transcript has a single exon. The record is from RefSeq and is a predicted model, not a curated record.
AUGCUACAAUCAUUGAUCACAGCAUUGAUAUGCUUAGUCAGUAUAUCGAAUGCGUUUUAUUUACCUGGUGUUGCACCAACCAAUUAUAAAAAGGGGGAUACAAUUCCCUUAUAUGUGAAUCAUUUAACACCAUCAUUCCAUCAUUCAUCUAAACAAGGUAAAACUGCCACUUAUGUUUAUUCAUAUGAUUAUUAUUACCCUAAAUUUCAUUUCUGUACUCCAAAAGGAGGUGCUAAACCACAACUGGAAUCAUUAGGUUCGAUUAUUUUUGGUGAUAGAAUUUUCAGUUCACCAUUUGAAAUCAAAAUGUUGGAAACAAAAUCUUGUCAAUCAAUGUGUAAGUCCAAAUAUAGUAAAGCCGAUUCUGCGUUUGUUAAUAGAAAUAUUAGAGCUGGUUAUACUCAUAAUUGGAUUGUUGAUGGAUUACCUGCAUCAAUGCCACUUUUUGAUGCCACUACUAAUAGUGAACUUUAUGGAUCAGGGUUCCGUAUUGGUAAAGUUGAUGAUGAAAAUAAAGUUGAAUUUUAUAAUCAUUUUCAAAUUACUAUUGAAUAUCAUAAAAGAAAGGAAGAUGAAUAUCGAGUUGUUGGAGUUACAGUAUCACCAGCAUCAUUAGAUAGAUCAGAAUUAAAAGAAGAUGUCAAUGGAGAUCAAUUAUGCUCAUUAGAUUUAAAACCAGUUCAAUUGAGUAAAAAUAAGGAAACUGAUGUAUUAUUUACUUAUUCAGUUAAUUUCGAAGAAAGUCCUGUUGCUUGGGCUACUAGAUGGGAUAAAUAUUUACAUGUUUAUAAUCCUAAGAUUCAAUGGUUUUCAUUAAUCAAUUUUUCUUUGAUUGUUUUAAUCUUGGGGAUAAUUAUUGCUCAUAUUUUGGUUAAAACAUUGAAGAAUGAUAUUGUUAAAUAUAAUGAAGUCAAUUUAGAUGAUGAUAUUUCUGAUGAAAGUGGUUGGAAAUUAGUUCAUGGAGAUAUUUUUAGACCACCAAAGCAAAGAUUAUUAUUAUCAAUUUUUGUAGGAAGUGGAGUACAAAUUUUUUUCAUGACAUUUGCUACAAUUGUUUUUGCCUUGUUUGGAUUAUUAUCACCUUCUAAUAGAGGAGCUUUAUCUACUUUUACAUUUAUUAUUUAUAUUGGUAGUAGUAUUAUUGGGUCCUAUAUUUCAGGAUAUUUGUAUCGAUUCCUUGGUGGUGAUAAUUGGAAAUUGAAUAUGUUUUUAACACCAAUUUUAGUUCCUGGAAUUUUAUUUCUGGUUUUUGUGGUAUUGAAUUUCUUUUUAAUUUCUGUACAAUCAUCAGGAGCAAUUCCUUUGGGGACAAUGUUUGCCAUUGUAUUAAUUUGGUUUAUGGUCUCGAUUCCAUUAGGUGUUAUUGGAUCAAUUUUAGCUAGUAAAAAACCAUUAUUAAGUGUCCCCGUGAGAACUAAUCAAAUUCCAAGACAAAUUCCUACUCAACCAUGGUAUUUAAGAACUAUCCCAGUUAUGUUUAUUUCAGGAAUUUUCCCAUUUGGAUCAAUUGCCGUGGAAAUGUAUUUUAUUUAUUCAUCAAUUUGGUUCAAUAAGAUUUUUUAUAUGUUUGGAUUUUUAUUUUUCUGUUUUAUUUUAAUGAUUUUAACUAGUAGUUUAAUUACUAUUUUAAUGAUUUAUUAUACUUUAUGUUCAGAAAAUUAUAAAUGGCAAUGGAAAUCAAUAUUUGUUGGAGGUGGUUGUGCAAUUUAUGUAUUUAUUCAUUCAUUUUUUUUAACUGGAGGAGAAAAAUUUGGUGGAUUUAGUUCAUUAGUUUUAUAUACUGGUUAUUCAGCAGUGAUUUCAUUAUUAGUUUUCCUUUGUUGUGGAUCAAUUGGAUUUAUUAGUAGUUUAAUAUUUGUUAGAUUAAUCUAUGGUCAAAUCAAGAUUGAUUAG